AUGGUGGCUGUGGAUGAGAAGGUCAACGUCAUUGACGUUGUAGAUGAGAAGGCCCAGUACGCCGGAGACCAGCUCCAGGACACAGCAAGGCUUCUGGGUUGCAGUCCACAGGAAUAUCUCGAGGCGGAGGAGCACAGCAAAACCAUCGACCUAGCAGAAGCUGCCAAACGCGCGACUCAUAUCCUCGACUUCCACGAGCACGACCCCAACUUCAACCGCGAAUCCAUCGUGCGCCUACAAGCCUUCAUCAACCACCCACAUCUAUCCCAGAACCCCGAUGCGCACGCCGAACUCAUCUCCGAAAUCAAAGUCGAAAUUUCCCUAUUGACUGAGAACUCGCCCUAUGCGGAAGUGCGCGCGGUCGUCAGCAACAAGGACGAUGAGUCCACAUCUGCAGGCACGAUCCGCGCUUGGACGAUCGGCCUUCUUUUCGUCGUCUUGCUGAGCUUCGUCAACCAGCUCUUUUCCGUCCGUCAGCCUGCAAUCAGAAUCGAAGGUGCAGUCGUGCAGCUUUUAUCAUACCCACUGGGUAAGGCCUGGGAGAAGUGGCUGCCCACUGGUGAAUUUGCCCUGCUUGGCUCAACGUUCAAGCUGAACCCCGGAAAGUUCACGCAAAAGGAGCAUAUGUUGAUCUCUAUCAUGGCCAAUGUGGCGUCGGGUCUGCCGCACUCGCGCUACAUUAUUUUCACGACGUGGAUGAAGAAAUACUUCAAUAUGCCAUUUGCGGGAUCGUUUGGAUUCCAGGUCUGCGUUUCGCUCUCCAUGAAUCUCAUGGGGUAUGGACUUGCUGGCCUGGCUCGGCGAUUCCUCGUUUAUCCAUCGUUUUGUAUCUGGCCCCGUUCGCUGGUCACUGUAGCGUUGAACCAGUCUCUUCACGAAGAUCAAAGUGAGGCUGUUCCAGGUCCAUUCAAAAGGCUCUACAACAUGUCGCGCUACAAGUUCUUCCUAAUCGCCUUUGCAUCCAUGUUUGUCUGGUUCUGGUUCCCUGACUAUAUCGUCACCGCCGUCUCGCUCUUCAACUGGCUUGCCUGGAUUGCACCAGAGAACUUCACGCUGACUGCUGUUACGGGCCUGCAAAAGGGCCUUGGCUUCAACCCUUUGCCAACUUUCGACUGGAAUAUUGUCACCCACAACGUUGACCCGCUAGUUGUUCCAUUUCACGUCACCUUCAACAUGUUUAUUGGUGUCUUGCUGGGUGCAAUCGUUCUUAUAGGGCUGUACUGGACCAACACAUACCACACAGGAUACCUGCCCAUCAAUACCAACACGAUGUUUACCAACAACGGGUCCCAGUACGACGUCUCGGCAAUUCUCAACGACAAGGGCCUCCUUGAUACGGAGAAAUACCUGGCUUACAGCCCGGUGUACAUUGCCGCUUCAUCUGUUGUUUACUAUAUCUUCUUCUUCGCUGUUUACAGUGCCGUGGUGUCGUAUGCUCUGCUCCAUCACCGCAAAGAUAUAGCAUUGGGUUUCCGAUCUCUAUUCAACACCUUCAAGAAAGAUGGCCGGCAAACCGACUUCAAAGACAUCCACAGCCGGCUUAUGAGGAAGUAUCGCGAGGCACCGGAGUGGUGGUACCUUGUUCUGAAUGCCAUCGCAAUCGGACUCGGAGUAGCCGCAGUAGCAGGCUGGCCCACCAACACCAGCGUGGGCGUCGUCUUCUUCGGCAUCGCGCUGGCUAUCAUUUUCACCAUCCCAACAGGCAUCAUCUACGCCACCACGGGCAUCGAAGUCGAAUAUAACGUGCUAGCGGAGUUUAUCGGCGGCGCAUGGCAGCCCGGCAACGCUCUGGCGAUGAACUUCUUCAAAGGCUUCGGCUACGUGACAACAGCCCACGCCCUCAGUUUCGCCAAUGACCUAAAGCUUGGGCACUACCUCAAAGUCCCUCCGCGCCAGACAUUCUGGUGCCAGGUCGUCGCGACCAUCGUCUCCGCCCUCGUCUGCACAGGCGUCAUGAACUUCCAAAUCACCCGCAUCCCAGACAUGUGCGAAGCCAACCAGCGCGACAAAUUCACCUGCCCGAAUCUCCAAUCCUACUUCACAGCCGCCGUGCUCUUCGGAUCCCUCGGCGCCCGGCGCGUCUUCGGUGCCGGCGCGCAGUACACGGCCCUCCUCGCCGCUUUCCCCGUUGGCCUUGCCAUCCCUGUAAUCCACUACUACAGCACGCGCCACCUGGCCAGAACACACUUCCUCACCAAGAUCCACCCCGUCGUGAUCCUGAGCGGGGGCCACGCCUGGUCGCCUUAUAACCUCGGGUAUAUGUGGCCGGCGGUGCUGCCGGGUUGGAUCAGCUGGACGUAUUUGCGGAAGAGGUAUUUGGGCUUUUGGUCCAAGUAUAACUAUGUUCUGUCAGCGGCAUUUUCAUCGGGCAUUGCGAUUGCCGCCGUGGUGAUUUUCUUUGCGGUUAGUUAUCAUGGGGCGGAGGUGGAUUGGAUUGGGAAUUCGCCGGAGAGGGGGUGUGAGGCUAGUGCUUGUACGAGGCUGAAGUUGGAAGAGGGGGAGUACUUUGGGCCUAGGGUUGGCACUUGGGUUGUUUAG
Molecule: messenger RNA, 2538 nt
Organism: Aspergillus mulundensis
Lineage: Eukaryota; Fungi; Ascomycota; Eurotiomycetes; Eurotiales; Aspergillaceae
Exons: 8
Coding region: 1-2538 (845 amino acids)
Biological process (GO): transmembrane transport
Molecular function (GO): oligopeptide transmembrane transporter activity
Source: RefSeq, a predicted model, not a curated record